AUGAGCAAAUAUGUUUGUCGCAAAUCAAAUUAAUUGCCAGUACCUAGUAGCUCAGUCAAAAGCAUCAUCGAUUUACUGUAAGAAAAUGUCGAAGAGCUUUAGAGCUGGACGAAUGUGUAAUCAAAUUAAUUUUCAUGGCUACCAAUUUGCUUGAGAAAUGAAGCCAAUGGUUUAAAAUUUGAAGUUGAGACUGACUAAAAGAUGUUUAGUUUUUCCAAAAAAAGAGGGAACUUUUUAUGGCAUAAAAACAUAAAUCUACCUCCUAUUUAGAUUUCUAAUUUGCAGAAAUCAAAUGAGAUCAAUAUAAAUGAACUUAUGGCCUUUUGUAUCAGCGUAAAGGGCAUUGACUGUGGCGUGAUUAGACAAGUUGACCUUUGUGGAAGUGGUGGAAAUAUAAAGAGCUUCAAGCAUAAGAAAAUUGUAUUUAACCAUUUGAGGAUUGAAGAAACAUCAUACAAUAAUAAAGAAAUCGGAGGAUUAUUCUACUUAGUAAUUGUCAUAUUUUCUUCCACCGAUAGUGCCUAACUCAAAAUGCAGAUAGAAAAUAAUGGAAAGAAGCAAAUAAACAAAAGUUUGUUGCAAAUGACUCCAUUAUAAAUUAUAGUUUCAUCUCCUCUACAUGUCGAAGCUAGGAAGAAAUCAUAUUAACAUAGAUCUACGCAUUACUCUCUCAUAGACCCUUUUUUGCCGGAUUUUCUCUUUAGAAAGCUUUGCGUGUCGAAUCAGAAGGUGGGAGAGUAUCACGAGAUUAAAGACACCUCGGAAGACAUUUAUUUGUAUUUCACCGCCUAAAAUAUCAGACACAAGAUUCUUCACCCUUUCUUUCUUCGACUCAAAUUCCCAAAAGUGAUUCAUCUGUAUUAUAAUCAAAAAAUAAUCCCUGGUUCACCAAAUAUCAAAGAUCUACUCUUCUCUAUCCAGCAGUAACUCUACAAGUUUUAUUAUGAAAAUACCCUUUAGUAAUCCCUCUAGAAGCAAAAGGAUUAAAAAUAUGGAUAAGAAAAUAUCUCUGUAGAAAGUCCUAGGUGCUAUGAGCAAUAAGAAGAAAAUGAGGAAAUGGGGGAAAAGCCUCAAGCCUACACCUUCCUAGAGGAAGAAGCAUUUGAAGAUAUUGAAGAUUCUGCUUCAAAAUUUUAAGAAAGAUAAGAAUAAGUGUUUGGAAACAAGCUUUUAAUACUUCAGAUAAUGAUACCUGUAGAGAGACAAAACUUAACUAAAAUAAAUAAGAUAGAGUAGUUCCUUUAACUAAUUAAAAGCAAAGCUGUAGGCUUUACAUUCUACAGCUAAUACAUCCCUUCUCACUUCGCUCCAAUAGAUUCUAAAGAAGAAACCAAACUGGCAUACACAUAAAUAUAUAAUUAAUUAAGUUCUAUUAAGUUCAAUAUGUUCUUCGGUGGCAAUAAAUCUAUUCAUUCUCACAUUAGAGUCCAGAAAAAAGGCGAUAUACCAAGAGAUGCCACUAUCCAAGCUGUAGACUAAGAUACAGAUGGUCCCUUCCAUCAAUCCAUUUAUUCUCUUGACGUUGAAAAUCCUGAAAUCAGAAAAACUCUCAUCAAGGUCAAAGCUGUAAAGCCUCUCGCCAACCUCCCUGAACAGGAAGCUAACUAUCAAAUCGCUAACGUGAAGCCAUUGCACAAAAUCGAAAAAGAUCUGCUUGCGUUAGCCGAUGCAUAUGUGAGAGGUAGUCCUAAUUAUAUGAUAUUUUACAACUUUGAUUAAUCUGAUGAUACAGAAGAUACUAUUUGA
Molecule: messenger RNA, 1746 nt
Organism: Tetrahymena thermophila SB210
Lineage: Eukaryota; Ciliophora; Oligohymenophorea; Hymenostomatida; Tetrahymenidae
Exons: 6
Source: RefSeq, a predicted model, not a curated record